AUGGCUGCUAACAAGAUCGCCGCAAACAGCCCUUCGAGGCAGAGCCCUUCCGACCUCGAGAAGGCUUUGGCUACCGCUCUCAACGACUUGGAGACCAACACCCCGGACUUGAAGGUUGCUCUACGACCUCUCCAGUUCGUGUCUGCUCGCGAGGUUGAGGUUGGCCAUGGCAAGAAGGCCAUUGUGAUGUUUGUCCCAGUCCCCCUUCUCCAGGGAUUCCACAAGAUCCAGCAGCGCCUCACCCGGGAACUUGAGAAGAAAUUCUCCGACCGUCAGGUCAUCAUCAUUGCUUCCCGCCGCAUUCUCCCCCGCCCCAAGCGAUCCACCACUUCCCGCACCAGCCAGACGCAAAAGCGCCCACGCUCCCGUACUCUCACCGCCGUCCACGAAGCUAUCCUCUCAGAUAUUGUAUACCCAGUUGAGAUUGUUGGUAAGCGUGUCCGAACAAAGGAGGACGGCAGCAAGUUGUUGAAGGUUGUUCUCCACGAGAAGGAGCGCGGUGGUGUUGACCACCGUCUUGAUGCAUAUGGCGAGGUUUACCGAAAAUUGACGGGUCGUGGUGUUGCCUUUGAGUUCCCCCAGAGCGGUUCUUCGGAGUACUAG
Molecule: messenger RNA, 603 nt
Organism: Nannizzia gypsea CBS 118893
Lineage: Eukaryota; Fungi; Ascomycota; Eurotiomycetes; Onygenales; Arthrodermataceae
Product: 40S ribosomal protein S7
Exons: 3
Coding region: 1-603 (200 amino acids)
Biological process (GO): ribosomal small subunit biogenesis; rRNA processing; translation
Cellular component (GO): small-subunit processome; cytosolic small ribosomal subunit; 90S preribosome
Molecular function (GO): structural constituent of ribosome
Source: RefSeq, a predicted model, not a curated record